Messenger RNA from Botrytis sinoallii, 333 nucleotides. RefSeq lists its product as uncharacterized. The record is from RefSeq and is a predicted model, not a curated record. Bases 1 to 333 code for a protein of 110 amino acids. The transcript has 2 exons. Lineage: Eukaryota; Fungi; Ascomycota; Leotiomycetes; Helotiales; Sclerotiniaceae.
AUGUCGGAAACCAUCAUUCCUCAAGAAAUACUCUACACCUAUUUUCCUAAGACAAGUAAAAUACCUACCGAACGUGAUGAUAAAAGAAAUGAAACGCUGCUUGCACAAAUCAGGCAUCGUGUUGAACUUGUAAAGUUCUGGUCUAUUCCACCGGGAUCAAAAGUCCUCGAAAUAGGCUGUGGUCAGGGCGAUACAACAUUGGUACUUGCUGCACAAGUUGGGGAGAAUGGACAUGUUGAUGCUGUUGACCCUGGGGAUCCUGACUAUGGUAUUGAUAUGUUAUUUCUUUGCUACUCAUUAUUGUCCUUCUUCUUCUCCCCGUCCCCGCUCUAA